AUCAAAACUAAAAGGUCUGAGUGACUCCGUUUUUGUUCUGGUGCACAAGCCUAGGUUGAGAAAACUGGGAAUAUGGCGACAACGGAUGAGACGGCAAGUUCAGGUGGAUUGGUCAUCGCCAACAGUGAAACCAUCCGCUCUUUCCUACGGUCGGCCUCCAAGGAUUCAAAUCUCACCGACGAGCUCCGAAAAUCUGCUUCCAAUCUCUUGUCUCAGACCUCUGUUCCAUACAAAUCACUGAGGACUAUUUGGUUUGCAUCUCCCUCUUCCACAAGACCUAAGCUUCUUCAGCUCUUCUCGGGCUCUGAUUUCGUCUUCUCCAGCCCCAAACCCAGGGAGAAGAGUGAAGAGUUGAAGGUGAGGUUGAGAAGGCUUGAAGAAUUGGCAGAACAAAAGGCUUAUGAAGAGAUCGUUAAGGAUAUAACGCCGGAGAAGUCUACUAAUGAACCAUUCUCAUCCUACAAAGAUCAAUUAGGGUUCGGACUGCAUGUUGUUCUUACAAUGUUUACUGGUUACUUGGUUGGAUAUGCUGCUUUCAGGGCUCUGUUCAAUCACAGUCCUAUCAUGAAUGCUGCUGGAGGUAUCCUUGGACUGGUGGGUGGUAUGCUGCUGGAAACACUUCUUUUCAUAAUUAGAACUUCUCAGGAUUUGAGAUCCUCACCUUCCACCUCAAAGCUAAAGAAGAAUCAAUAGGAAGUUUCUAGAGGCUAGAAUCUUGUGCAUUAUUUGUUGCAACAUUCGGAGAAAUAAUGACGAAUUGUAUUCCUUGUACAUUCCAACUAAUGCAACUUCUUAUCCAUCCAA
This is a messenger RNA of Nelumbo nucifera (sacred lotus), 804 nucleotides long. RefSeq names its product ER-based factor for assembly of V-ATPase. The record is from RefSeq and is a predicted model, not a curated record. NCBI's taxonomy places the organism in Eukaryota, Viridiplantae, Streptophyta, Magnoliopsida, Proteales, Nelumbonaceae. Gene Ontology annotation, biological process: vacuolar proton-transporting V-type ATPase complex assembly. Gene Ontology annotation, cellular component: endomembrane system.